Tetranychus urticae (two-spotted spider mite) is the source of this 877-nucleotide messenger RNA. RefSeq names its product myosin regulatory light polypeptide 9. Gene Ontology annotation, molecular function: calcium ion binding. The record is from RefSeq and is a predicted model, not a curated record. Lineage: Eukaryota; Metazoa; Arthropoda; Arachnida; Trombidiformes; Tetranychidae.
AAGUUCAAAAAGCAAUCAUAUAUUUCCUCCUUCAACUUUAAAGGUUUUCACAGAACUCCUCCGCAUCCCUAACUUUUCCUGUAACCUCCAGGUUUGGUCUCAAUUGAUUUCCCCAACUGAGCAGUUUUCUUAACUCUCUGUGAUCAUUUCUUUUCGAGCCUCCUUCUUUUACAAUCGUCGAUUCUCGUUAUCCCAGUCAUUUACUGUACUGCCUCGGAAAUUAUCAAACUUUCAAGAUUAGGAAUCUUCACCUAAGAAUUGUUCAAUCUUUUUAAUUAGUUUUAAUUCGUGUUAAAAAGUUAAAAUUUAUAUCAAACAAUCAAAAUGAGCAAAACUCGAAGUGAUUCAUCAAAAAAACGAGCAACACGAUCAACAUCCAAUGUGUUCGCUAUGUUUACCCAAAACCAGAUAGCUGAGUUUAAGGAGGCAUUCCAAUUUAUCGACUCUAAUAAGGAUGGGAUUAUUGACAAAAAUGAUCUGAGAGCGACUUUCGAUUCACUUGGUCGCAUGUAUCCCGAUGAGCAGUUACAGUCAAUGUUGUCCGAGGCUCCUGGUCCAUUGAACUUUACCAUGUUCUUGAGUAUCUUUGGUGAACGAAUUGCUGGAACUGAUCGCGAAGAUGUUAUUCAAGCUGCUUUCAGGACAUUUGAUGCUGACCAGACGGGUAAAGUUCAUGAAUCUGUUUUGAAAAAAGCCUUAACAACUUGGGGUGAAAAACUUACCGACGAUGAAAUUGAAACAGCAUUCAGAGAGGCCCCAAUUGACAAACGAGGUUUUGUUGAUAUCAAUGGUUUUGUCAAAACAAUCAGUGGCUCUGCGGAGGAGGAAUAAUUUUUUGACGAUUGUUCACAAUAAAUAUAAACUAUUCAACAGUUAU